Messenger RNA from Caenorhabditis elegans, 747 nucleotides. The record is from the annotation of a RefSeq genome assembly. Lineage: Eukaryota; Metazoa; Nematoda; Chromadorea; Rhabditida; Rhabditidae.
AUGCAACUCAUUGGAAAAAUCUGGUUAUUUUAUGGAAUUAUAUCAAUUGUUUUAACCGCUUCUCUUGUCAUAAUUAUAACAACAAGUCAUCUGUUUCAACAAUCCUUCUAUCGUUUAAUUGCAAUUCAUCUGGUCAUUGUCAUCAUCAGCUGGAUUAAUUCUUGGACAAGUCGAAUUGUGUACACGCAUGACUAUUCGUACUUUGCAAAAGCUAUCUUUGAUCAUUCUCCAGAACUAUUCAAUUUCUUCAUGCUUUGUGGGCUCGCACUUUUCCAUUUUCAGUCAUGUAGUUCAAUUGUGAUUUGCACAAACGUGCUCAUGAUUUUGUCAUGCCUGGCUGCCAAAUAUCUUGUAUUAUUCCCAUCGAUUGAUUUCGAGAACGAAUCAGGCACGUUUCGAUUCAUGUUGAACUUGGCCGAAGGAAUAAUCGACAUUUUCCUUAUGGUAGUUUUUCUGUCAAUCUACAGUUUGCUCGGUCUUGUUUGUGGGUUUAUUGCAAUUUGCAAAAUCAGAAAACAUAAGAAAGAUCACGAAGAUCACGUUCCCUCAUCAGUUGUAACUGUCUCUUAUACAUUCUUUCGAGUGUUCUGCCUGGCUCUGCUACUUGCAUCGUUCUUCAUGCAAAUUGAAAACUUCACCGUUCAAUUCAUGUUCACUAUUUUCGACUUUAUGUCAUUCUCGUUGACCUUCAUUCUUCUUUUCUUCGAUGACAAUUUCAAAGUGGCUCUGAAAGGAUCAAUUAAGUGA